This is a messenger RNA of Solanum dulcamara, 3411 nucleotides long. Its product is annotated as gamma-tubulin complex component 3. The record is from RefSeq and is a predicted model, not a curated record. Lineage: Eukaryota; Viridiplantae; Streptophyta; Magnoliopsida; Solanales; Solanaceae. Gene Ontology annotation, molecular function: microtubule minus-end binding; gamma-tubulin binding. Gene Ontology annotation, biological process: mitotic cell cycle; cytoplasmic microtubule organization; spindle assembly. Gene Ontology annotation, cellular component: spindle pole; gamma-tubulin small complex; equatorial microtubule organizing center. The transcript has 2 exons. Bases 74 to 2881 code for a protein of 935 amino acids.
CAGUGCCUUUAGGCAUAUUCACCACCUUCUCACUUCACUUCACCAUCUCCGCCGCGGCCACCGCAGAUCCACCAUGGACGACGGCGACCGAAGAGCACUAGAUCUAGUCAAAGAGCUAGUACACCGCUUACUUUCCACUUCUCCGCCUUCCACCACCGCCGACUCCCACCAGUCCACUCCCUUAAACCCUAACCCUAUCAUACCUUCCGAUCAACAGUACCAUCAAUCUCUGAGAUACGCCAUUCGCAUACUCUCCAGUCGAAUGACACCUUCAAUUGCUGCAGAUGAGUCCGCAAUGGUGGAAUCCAUUAAGCGACGGUUAGCUACUCAAGGUAAAUCGUCUGAUGCCCUUACUUUUGCUGAUGUAUAUACCAAAUUCUCGUCGAAAACAGGACAGGGUAGUGUAAGAAACAAAUGGGCUGUUCUUUAUUUGCUUAAAACUGUCUCCGAAGACCGGAAAAUUCAAAAACACCAGUCUACUUCUGUAGCACCUAACGGGUUUCUAAGCUCUGCAUUGUCGGGUGGUUUACCGGAAUUGGUUGGAAGUGAAUCGAAUUGUAAUUUUGGGCUCAGAAAUGAUUGUUCUAUGGUUUUGAACACUAUGCAGGGUUACAAGGAUAAUAGUAAGGAUUCUAAGGGUUUGGUGAGUAAAUUGGGUAAAAUGGAGAAGGGCUAUAGUGAUGGUAGUUUGAGUGAUGAUUUCCAGAGUUUGAAUUGUGUAGGUGAUAAUUCGAGGGUUUUGAGGGCUAAAGGUGAAGUAGGUAAGGGAUGGAGUGGAGGUGUUUUGAUGGUUUCCAAGGAUCCGGAAAACUUGCGUGAUAUGGCGUAUAAGGAGUUUGUGAACUUGUCGAAGGAAGAAAAUGAGGUAUCUGAGGAUGUUUUGGUGAGGGAUGUGUUGUAUGCUUGUCAAGGGAUCGAUGGGAAGUAUGUAAAGUAUGAUAAGAAUGAGGAUGGCUAUGUGUUGCCUGAUUGGAUGAAAGUUCCAAGGGCUACAAGAAGUGUUGUUAGGAAGCUUUGUGAGCUCGGCUGGUUGUUUAGGAAAGUUAAAGGGUACAUCUCAGAGAGUAUGAAUCAAUUCCCUGCUCAAGACGUAGGCACAGUUGGACAAGCGUUUUGUGCUGCAUUGCAAGAUGAGCUUUCAGAGUACUAUAAAUUGUUAGCGGUGCUCGAAGGGCAGGCAAUGAAUCCAAUACCGUUGGGUUCAGAGGGGGCUUGUUCAGGGAAUUAUAUGUCUCUAAGAAGACUGUCAGUUUGGUUUGCUGAGCCAAUUGUGAAGAUGAGAUUGAUGGCUGUUUUAGUUGAUAACUGUAAGAGCUUAAAGGGUGGGGCAAUGGCUGGUACAAUUCACAUGCAUGCUCAGCAUGGUGAUCCACUUGUUAAUGAUUUCAUGAAAAGGUUAUUGCGUCGAGUGUGUUCCCCUCUUUUUGAGAUGGUGAGGAGAUGGGUGCUUGAAGGAGAACUUGAAGAUAUAUUUGCUGAGUUUUUCAUUGUGAGUCAACCUGUAAAAGACGAGUCCCUUUGGAGAGAAGGUUACCGGCUUCAUGCUGCCAUGCUUCCUGCUUUUAUUUCUCAGUCUCUUGCCAAACAGAUUUUAAGGACCGGUAAAUCAAUCAACUUUCUCAGAGUUUGUUGUGAUGAUCGUGGUUGGGCUGAUGCUGCAACAGAAGCAGCAGCAGCUGUUGGAACUACAACCACGAGAGGAAGUCUUGGGUAUGGCGAAACUGAUGCACUUGAAUCUUUGGUUACAGAAGCAGCAAAAAGAAUCGAUAAGCAUUUACUUGAACUUAUGCACAAAAGGUACAAGUUCAAGGAACAUUGUCUUGCCAUUAAGCGCUAUUUGCUUCUUGGUCAAGGUGAUUUUGUACAGUAUCUAAUGGAUAUAGUUGGUCCUGAGCUAUCUGAGCCGGCUAAUACUAUCAGCUCGUUUAAGCUGGCAACCUUGUUGGAGAGUGCUAUCACAUCAUCUAAUGCGCAGUAUGAUGGUUGUGAUAUACGCGCUAGAUUAAGGGUUAAGAUGAUGCCACAUAACACUGGAGAUAGAGGGUGGGAUGUCUUUUCUCUGGAAUAUGAUGCAGGUGUUCCUUUGAAUACAAUUUUUACGGAGUCUGUAAUGACAAGAUAUAUAAGAAUCUUCAAUUUUUUGUGGAAGCUUAGAAGGGUAGAACACGCGCUAACUGGUACUUGGAAGACAAUGAAACCAAAUUGUAUCACUUCCCAUUUCUUCUCCAAGUUGCCACAAGCUGUUAAGUUACAGUUGAUUUUGACAUCAAGAAAGUGUCAAGUUCUUUGGGACGAGAUGAAUCACUUUGUUUCUAAUUUGCAGUACUACAUCAUGUUUGAAGUUUUGGAGGUCUCAUGGUCUAAUCUUGUGAAAGAAAUGGAAUUAGCUAAAGACCUUGAUGAUCUUCUUGCAGCACAUGAAAAGUAUUUGUUUUCUAUUUUAGAGAAGUCUUUGCUUGGAGAACGUUCUCAGGAGCUUAACAAGACACUCUUUGUUUUAUUUGACCUGAUAUUGCGCUUCCGAAGUCUGGCAGAUCGACUAUAUGAAGGCAUUAAUGAGCUGCAAUCAAGGACUGCAGAAACAUCAAUUAACUCUCGUGAUAAAGUCAGAUCACGGGGAAAAUCAAAUGAUAAAUCUUCAGAACCAGGUUCAUGGCUCGGUGAAGGCAGAAAAGCUUUGACUCAACGCGCUGGAGAAUUCCUCAGAAAUAUGGGAAAUGAUAUGGACGUGAUUGGAAAGGAUUAUACAACCAUCUUUGAGGGCUUCAUUUCUCAGUUGCCCGUGCAGCAGCACAUUGAUUUGAAGUUUCUCAUGUUUAGGCUCAACUUCACUGAGUUCUAUAGUCAGCUACAGCCAAUUACAAGAGGGAAACUUUUCUAGUGUUGUGUCUAUUACACUUACUGAUUUGCAAUUGCUCUUUCAUCACCUGCAUCCAGUUAUAGGGAAGCAGAUCUAUGGGGACCUGCAUCUGUCGCAGAUGUUUCACUGGCUUCUGGAAGUGUUCAGCAUGUUUCCAUUAGUCAAAUCACUACCAUGCACACGAUGAAAGAUAGCUUCUUGGCCACCCUAACACAGGUCUACCAGUUUGCGAGUUAUUGCUUAACUUUAGGCGUCAUAUGGACUUCCCUUAAGAGUUUUUCUACGUCAAAUUCUCUCCAAUGUCAGUAUACAUUCACUGAUACGUUUCUUCCUCUUCAGAAGGGCACUUUCAGCUUCCAAGACGGGUACUGGUUGGUGCUUUCUUGAUUGAGGCCACGGGUAUAUUGAUGUUACUAACCAUCAUGAUGCUACAUUGUAGUUCUGUUUGGGUUUCUAUUUGUUUGGGUUUUUUUGUUCUUUUUUGGCUGCUAUAGCAAGCAGCUCGAAGCUUGUAUAUCUGUAAUAUAGUGUUUGUUCUUCAAUUGGUAAAA